AUGUGGCCAAUGUUCAAGAAGUUUGACAGUCGAUGCAUCGACCAACGGCUGAACUGGGAGUUAUUUGGCCAGUACAAGUCACCAGACGGAAAGAGUCCCAGGGCAAAGAGGUCAAUCUCUUUCAGAGAUCAACUCAAGACAGAGAAAGCGCUGUCUAGGCGAACGGGUAUUGCAAUCGAAUCUGUUGCGAGAGGAUUCUUUCUUACAGCCCACCAUCCCAGCCGCCUGCCAGCUGGGUAUGGACUUCCCACUCUGAGUCUAGUCGAUGGUUAUCUCUUGGUACAAGAUGAAGUGCAGCUGCGGAGCACCUACGACUCCGAAGACAGAAGUUUCCGCUGGACGCGGGAGCUGAAGCAGCAAAAUCUGUUCGAACACGGGUCGGUCCAGAUUGACUCUGGAGUAAUUUCAGGAAAUGGGGUAAUUCAUUUGUCCUCAGAGUCAGCGGCUCAGCCUAUGCCUGCCCGGGAUCAGCUUCACCCAUUUGUGGCGCAUGCACAAAGCCUGGAGACACUGCAUACCACUCAGCAGGCAUCGGAUGACACAUGGAAACAUCUAGGCACAUAUAAUGUGACACUAGAUCAAAGUCCCUGGCCUGCGGACACCGAGCGAACCGAACCAGUAAACCCAGUCGAUGGGGGUACCUUUGAAGAUGGUUAUAUAAUCAGUUCAGGAAAUGUGAAAACGCGCGCGUUGCGUUUGCCGCUGGUUGAACAGCUUCGAGACCAGAUCAACCGAAAGUUUAGCCAGAGCUUGGGGACGUUCUACAAGGCCAUCUCGCAGUUCAACCCUGAUGGCUUGGAGACAUUCAAGGUGGUCUUCAGCCGCGCGCCGUUGAUUCCUUUUGUUUCUGACGCUGGUCUCGAUCUGAGAAAGAAAUUCCGGGUCGGGUUCCAGUCAGACUUGGAUAUUGAUAUGACUCUCCCAACGCUAUUCCAACAGAUGAAUAUCACAUUUGACGUCAGGUACAAAACAUUCACCGGCUAUUUCUUUGAAUACGACCCGAUCAAGCGUGGAUACAAGGGUGACCGACAUUUCAUCACAGGCACUAUGCAAACCUCAUCUGCGACUGAUAAAAUUCGAUCCAGGGUCUCCCAAGCCUACGCAUCUAUUUACAGGCCAGGUUUGACUGCGUCGUUGGAUGAGAAGCUUCAGCCUGCGCUAGUCACCAAGAGCUUGCUAGCAGCCAAAGAGACAACUAUUGAUGACUUGAUGCAGCUGGAUGGCUACCAGGAAGCAUCGCUACACAACGGCACGCAGCGAUACAUCCAACAGAUGAUGUACUACCACAUGGACGAUGAACAAAGGGAAAAGAUCCUCCGGGAGCCAAAGCCCAUUAUCGGUCAAGAUAUCCCAGCAAGUCUAGCGGAUAACCUACCGUCCAAGUUGAAGACCUUCUUCAAAGAGAAGUACGCCCCGGCCUUUAUAUGUCGCUACGUCGGUCGAACGCAAAAAUACUCGGGUUCCUUCACAGACCAAGAAAUCAAGAACCUCUGGUACUGGUGGGAAGGUAAUGGCCCAAACAGUCUUUCUCACAGUGAAGAGUAUAAUGAUAUCAACCGACUGAGCUCACGAACGUCCAUGUUGGAGAAAUAUGCAACUCAACUCGAACCAUACUUGAAUGACAACCCUGAGAAGUGGGCUAAAGAUCUGCACACUGAGCUCAUUGAUAAUAGGCAUCUGAUGGAAAUCUGGAUUGACCAGCCAAUACAGAAUGGCAACAAUGUCGUCAACAAGCAAUGUAACAUUCUGGAUGCGCUGGACCCAGGCCAAGACUGGGCAAACCAGUUUUUCACCGAGUUCAUGGCUGUGGCAUUGGAAGAAGGCGGCUCAGCCGCAAAUAUUGAUGACAGUGACCAGGACAGUCAAUAUAAAUGGGUGUAUGAUUCCAUGAGCGAUCUCAUACAGGCCAUCCUCAACGGCGACAAGUGGGUUUCCGAGGAUGUUCGCGCGGCAUUGCUGCAGGACAUUAAUGACUUCGAAGUGGCAAACGGGUUGAAUCAGCAAGCCGACGCAGAGCAAAGAGCUGCGGCUGUAUUGGAGAAAAGUACAGUGUUUAUGAGAGAACUGUGUACUUGGAUGUCGUAUAUCGGCAAAGGCCUGCAGGCUGCUUUUGGAGGAUCUGCGUUGUUCAAGUGGGCCGGGGAAGCCUUUGACAAGGUCUCUUCCAAGUUUCUUGACAAGCUUCCGGGUGUUGACAAGCUGAAAGGCCUUUCCAGCAUAUGCAUGGCCGGGGUCAGUCUGGCCUCUGCCGCUGUGAGCUUAUGGGGCUUAAUUGAGAAUUGGGACUCCAUGUCCGAUGCUGCGAAGGCAAUAGUGAUUAUCGAAGUCAUUGGGAUGGUGACUGAUGCAGCCGGCAAGGCGAUUGAUGCAUUCAAAUCCUUCACCUCCAAACCUGCCACGACGCCUGCAGACCAGAUUAAUAUGGAGGCCCUCAAUGAAAGUCUUUCGAGCGAGAUUCGGGGUAGCAAUGAGAAACUAGGAAAUGUGGCCCAGGAAAUCGCAGGAGACCAGGAUUUCCGUGCGGCGAUAGGCGAGGGCAUCCACGGUGAUGGAGUCCCCAUAGAGGGUGGAGCCAACGAAAGCUGGGGGCAAGACGUUUCGAGUAUCGCCGAGGACGUUCCUCCGGGAUAUGAAGACGCGGCCAAGAAGUUCAACAUCUCGGGGAACCUACUGCGAAUCCUCAAUAUCGCUCUUGGUGUUGGCCUAGUUGUAGCCCUGUCAUUUUCGCUGGCUAAUGACUGGAGUUCCUUGUCCGAUACGGGCAAGGUCCUCAGCGUGCUGAACGUUAUCGUCCAGGGCCUGACUGUUCUGCUGGACAUUGUUGACUUCGCUGCUGAAACUGGGCUUCUCGCCGUCACUGGAACGAUGAGUGUGGCUCUGCCAAUUCUUGGGGCUGUCCUUGCAGUCAUUGGGAUAGUCCUGAUGCUUGUUCAGCUGUUCAUCAACCUGUUCGUUGCCAGACAACCUCCCCCCGACCCUAUUCAGGAUUUCAUCGACGACGUUGGACAUUCCCUGAUCAGGACCUUUGAUACGGCGCCCGACCCGCAGCUCACCUAUUCCAUUUCCAGUACCAAUGUCAGUGAAAACAGUGUCACGACACUCAGGAUCGAAGGAUUGAAUGAGACCCAGAGCGACGUUACACUGUCGCGCAUAAACAUCACUCUUUACUCCGGAGAUGACGACGUCUGUCUAUUCGGAAAUGGCGAGGAUUUCAUCAAGCUGGUGCCUGAUGACGAUUCCAACCACGACACGAGCGGUUAUACUUAUGUCACUCCCCAAAAGGUCACGGCUGGCCAGUUGCCCACGCCGGCUAAACUAGGAACUACUUCUAAUUACUACCAGUACAAUCUCCAGGCAGCUGGUCCUCCGAAGAAAAAUUCCACUACUCUCACAAGCCUGAUACUCAAGCACGGCGAGAAGGUCAAAUCGGUCUGGACAGCGGUGGUUAACAAAACUGGCGAGGACAAAGAAAAGUCAACCAGCUGGAUUGAGGUUAUUGAGGCUGGGUUGAAGGAUAAGUCUCAGCAUCAAUUCAAAAUUACCCGGGUUUGA
Penicillium egyptiacum is the source of this 3552-nucleotide messenger RNA. The record is from the annotation of a GenBank genome assembly. Lineage: Eukaryota; Fungi; Ascomycota; Eurotiomycetes; Eurotiales; Aspergillaceae.